AUGGCUAGGAAUAUGACCUCGGAUGGAGAGCUCCAAGUGGGCAGAUGCUUUUGCGAGACUGGUCGUAAGAGGCUUCGUGUUCCCAAAUCUGUUCAUAUCCCCUUUGAGAUUCCUCAGGGAGAUUUCCACGACCUAACCGAUGGCGAAGAAGACCUCGGAGCUGACGAUCACAGUGAUGGCGGACUAUUUAUUCCGGAUGAGCCCGACGCAGAGGAAGAAGUUCAUGAUCCUGUACAUGAUACACCACUCUCAGCCCAAGCACCUGCAAUGGGCCCACCGCCCCCACACAUAAUUGACAUGAUUGCCGCACUAUUCGACCCAUCUCCAGAAGGUGAAGGGCUACUAGAACUAGAAGGAUUAUGGGACGACCCGGAGAUUCUAUUUGCAGGGCAGGCGACCCCAGGCCCUAUGGAACUUACCCAGGGACUUGUUCCAGAGAUGGACCUUCUGCCAUCUAACGAAACUGUGCCGGAAGUAGACGAAGCACCAGAGGAUGGUGCCUCUGAGGGUGAUCUGCCAAAGAUUGCAACAUGGAGACUUAACCUCACAGCAUUGUCACAGGUUUACAACAUCUAUAUGGCUGCAUAUGCAGACAAGAUUCACAUCUCUCGACCCCGCAGCUGCGUUACCAACACUUUACCCCCCAAACCAGAUCUAAUUCUACAACCUAACCCCAGUUCCAAGGCUCUUAUUAUCGGCGGCGAUUUGGAUCAGGCAUUCCCACAUCAAGUUAACCAUCUCAUCAUUGGUGAUCUUGGGGAAGAGGAAAUCAUUCUUCUUGCUUAUGAUGAUGGCGACGUCAUCGGUUACUAUACCCGUGAUAUUGAGACGACACUCCUGUGCCAGGAACGAAACGAAGAGACUGCUGUCCCGACACCAUUCUUUCAUGAAAAUGUUAACAGGAGUGCCUGGGGACUUGCAAUUCACAAAAAGUCUCGUAUUAUCGCCGUUAGUUCAAACCUGCACGAAGUCAAUGUUUUUGUUUUCGCUCUUAGUGGUUCUGUCUAUUCACCUACUCGGAAUACCCACCCUACCGACCUUUUCAGGACUAUUGUCAAAACUGAGAAUGGAAACACGCCGCAGACUUCUGCACCGGACAUACUGGAAAGCAUAGUCCGACUUCGAGAGUCUAACUGGCGCAUUGUUCUACGAACCGGCCGCUUAGGAACUAAUAUACCAAACAUUGCCUUUAGCAACGACGCUAUUGGAUUUGCAGAUAAGAUUGUCGCCGUAGACAUUAACGGAAGGCUUUGGUUGAUGGAUAUAUGGGAAUUUGGACAUCAUCCCAACCGCACCAUUGAUAGUAUUCAAUCCAAACAUGAUCGUGACACACGCUUUGAGCGCCCAAGGCCCAGGGGCUGGGGUGUUCUUGUGCUGCCGAAAAGCAGUUUCUUGCCAACAAAAGGCUGCCGUAAAUCGCUUGGGCUAUCAAUAGACGAGGCCAGAGUAAUUGACGACGACGAGGUGGGAAAAUGGGUGGAUAUCAGUCAAAGUAUCCAUGCGCUGAAGAACAAUUCGAUGCUCCAUCCAUGGGUCAGAUCUAGUAAUUCCGACCGGUUCGUUGUAAACCCUUUGGGAGCCAGAUGGAAUGGGUCCUGGUAUGACUAUAAGCAUAACAAGUGCUUUAUACUACGGCCUAAUCUGGCUCACACAGGUUCUGACGCAGUUAUGAGCCGUCCAAAAUCCAAAAAAGUCCUACAGGAUGGCAGCAUCAUCAUGCGCACGUACGAGAUCGACAUUGAGCUUCGUAGCUCUGAAGUAGAUGGUUAUGGGGUCAUGUUUGAGAAAGUGAUCGACCAACUCCGGCCCCGAUAUACGGUGAUACCGGCAUUGAGAAUGACACAUGAGCGCCUGGCCAAUCUUAUACAUGUCCCAGAACUAUCGCUAGUCGUGGCAGGUUCAUUGUGCGGACGGGUAGCACUUGUGACUCUUACUCACACGAUGGACACAUUUGAGGUAUUGCAGGAGGCCUUCAAGGUCGAAGCUAUUCUGCCCACGGAACGAGAUGAGGAUAAAAAGUUGCGGCCUAUUUGCCCAUUGCUAGGCGUGGCUGUCUCGCCGGUUGCCUUCUCGGGUAGCAUGGAAUCCAAAGGCAAAGCGGUCAGUCGAAGGCGUUACCGCAUCAUGCUUCACUACUACGACCUCCGUAUCCUAAGCUACGAAAUAUCUCGAAACUUGGAAACGGACACCCUCUCGAUUGAUUAG
Messenger RNA from Hypoxylon fragiforme, 2205 nucleotides. RefSeq lists its product as uncharacterized. The record is from RefSeq and is a predicted model, not a curated record. The transcript is spliced from 4 exons. The coding region runs from base 1 to 2205 and encodes 734 amino acids. NCBI's taxonomy places the organism in Eukaryota, Fungi, Ascomycota, Sordariomycetes, Xylariales, Hypoxylaceae.